AUGUGGGAAAAGCUUGAGGCAGCUAGGCAGAAACUAGGACGAGAUAUUCGUGUUUUCGAAACUUCUGUUAUUUCACAGGUUCAAUUCAUGCUUCAAAUAAUGAUGAGGAUGAUGACAUGUAUGAGUUUACUCCCGAGGAUUAUUAUCGUGUUUUGGGUCCGAAAAAGCAGGCUGUGGGUCCGGUUCCCACACAACCACACACUGGAAGUGACAUUUCAUCCAUCAGAGUCCAUUCAACUCUUAUUCAUAUAUGAUCUUCUAAAGAAAGUCCUUGCACGGACAGAGCUCCCAUUUUAUAUAUAUACCACUCCUCCUAAGAAGCAAAUUAAGGAUAUGUCCCAGGACUUCUACUCUGCUGGCUUCGCUCCUGGUGCAAUUGUUUACUUUUCACAGGAUUUACCAAAAGCUUCCCCAGAUGAUGAUGGUGCAAGUGAAGCGAGUUCCUUCCUUCAAGAGGAGAUCAUUGCAUUGAAAGGUCUGGAACUCAUAGCUGAACAAGUGGAACCUGUCCAACCCACGCCAGAGUUCCAAACCAGUAGUAUAAACGCUCUUUUCAAAUUUCGCUGGGUGAGAAGUCUGAUCUUAACAAGUAAUAGGUAUUUUCAGUUAUGAUCAAUUUCGAUAUUUUAAAUGCGGAGACUUCGAAGACUCCAUGGUGGCUUGAACCCUCGACAUCUUGCAUUGUUAACAAGACAAGGGAUCGAUAGCUAUCCACCACUCUACAAGGCUGGGAUGCAUAUUAAGAGUUUCAAAUAUUAGCAUAUCUAAGCCCAAUGUAUAAAUUCCACCACUAUUAUGUAUUUAUGUUAUUAGUGAAGCUUUUAGGAGGACAAAAUUCCAAAAGUCACUAUUUUAAGCUAAA
Daucus carota subsp. sativus is the source of this 862-nucleotide messenger RNA. Its product is annotated as plant UBX domain-containing protein 1-like. The record is from RefSeq and is a predicted model, not a curated record. Bases 1 to 612 code for a protein of 203 amino acids. Gene Ontology annotation, molecular function: ATPase binding. Gene Ontology annotation, biological process: protein-containing complex disassembly. The transcript has 7 exons. NCBI's taxonomy places the organism in Eukaryota, Viridiplantae, Streptophyta, Magnoliopsida, Apiales, Apiaceae.